This is a messenger RNA of Symbiodinium pilosum, 2190 nucleotides long. NCBI's taxonomy places the organism in Eukaryota, Dinophyceae, Suessiales, Symbiodiniaceae. The record is from the annotation of a GenBank genome assembly.
AUGUGCUGCCCUGACACUAUGCGGAAGACGCCUACGAACUACAUGCUGCUUAUGAUCUUCACAAUAGCAGAGUCUGUCAUGGUGGGUUUCAUCUGUGUCCAGUACACGGUCCAGUCAGUGCUGGUCACGCUGGGAAUCACUGCAGCUUUGGUGCUGGUCUUGUCUUUGUUCGCCAUGCAGACAACGUACGACUUCACUGGAUUUAUGCCCUAUUUGUUUGCCUUGGUCUCCUGCCUCUUCUUGUUUGGCCUUGUGAUGUCCAUUUUCAGCCUGUGCGGCGCCCUAAGCGCACAAGCUUUCCAUGUGAUGAACAUGAUCUAUGCUGGUCUGGGGGCGAUAGUCUUCUCUUUCUACAUCAUCUUCGACACUCAGCUGAUUGUGGCUGGCAAACACAACAAGUUCAGGUUCUCCAUCGACGACUACUGCAUGGCAGCGAUCAACAUCUAUGUUGACAUCAUUCAGCUAUUCUUGUUUCUGCUGCAGCUCUUGGGAGAUCGAGCAGCACUUAGCAAGGCCGUUUCGAUGAUGGUGUUCUAUGCGUUUGUCAUUUGCUGCAGGCUUCUCAUGGUUGUGAAAAAUGAUUGUGUUCACUGUGAGGAUGUGGGCGUCCAAGACGCACCAGGCGAGGGGGAGGUGCAGGCCAUCGCCCAGGAGCUAGCAGAGUUGCCCAAGGCUCGCAUUUCUCCUCACGUGCAAGCCACGCAGGAAAAGACGGAGCCCCUUAGCGCAGCAGCGACAGCAGUGACGGAGGUCAAGGCACGGAGCAGCAAGCCCCACCUGUGCGGAAGCUUGGCAGAAGCCAGGCGCAAGCUGCGAGCAAGCAGAGCGAGGCCAAAGCGAAUCCCGUCGAACGGCGGAUGCCUUGGGUACUUCCACCAGGUGAGAGAGAGGCAAGCCCCGAGCAAUGCGCGUGCAGGUGAGGUGGAGGGUUGGGUGGAAGGGUAUGAUGCUGAGGAUGGGUCUUUGAUUGUACUGGACACUAUUGGCUUGGGAGACACUGAGAUCGAUCAGGACAAGGUGGUUGCCAGUAUCAGAGAUGUAGCACUUUCUGCACUGAAUGGUGUGGACUGUCUGCUGUACGUGAUGCGCAAUGCACGCAUCACCGAUGAUGCGAUCGCACGGCUUAUCUACGUCACGGAGUAUCUUUGGGGGGAUGAAAGCCUUCUAAACCUCUACAUAGUGGUCACAUGCGCCAGCAAGUACGCUCGGAGCCGCGAGGAUGCAGAAGAUUGGAUCCAGAGACAGGUGGAGAUCAACUGGCGAUUCAAGCACAUCUAUUCUAUUGUUGGGAACAAUCCUAGCAGGUUCAUCUUUGUGGACAAUCCCGACCCUGAGUCGCAAGAGCCCAACUUGGCAGAGAGACGGGCCAACAGCCGGGAAGCCUUGUUCAAGCUUUUCUGCACACACCCUCGGGAGGCCGUCCCGCCAUUUACACAAGAAAUGAUGAAGCAGGUUCAGGAGUUGACCAAGAAAGAGCGGGAGGAACUCAAGCAGAAGGAGGAGGAAGUGCAGAGGCUGGAGACCGCUGUGAAGGCCAAGGCCAAAGGCGUGAACGCCAAGAAGCCUUCGGUUACUGGCGUGGUAAACGUUUUCGGCAGCUGCUCCUUGAAACCUAGGCUUUCGGCGUCUGCUAACUUGCUGCAAGCGAAGGAGGACAUGAAGAAGGCCAAGUUGGCUAUGCAGGUUCGUCUGACUCAGGUGAAGGCCAACAAGGACUUCCAAGAUGCUGCGCAGCAGCACGCGGACAGGGCCACCAACAAGUUUCUGAGCGACUAUAAGUCCGCAGACAAUGCCAAUACCGACAGGGGCAGAGCUGCCACGAGGAUGUUGACCUCGCUGUCAAAGAAGCUCUCGAUCAACAAUACGGCCUCGGCAGCAAAAGCUAACACGGGCAACCCAAAGUCUGCUCCUCCGGCUGUCCCCAUGGAAGAGCAGCUGCGCAUCAUCUUGAAGAAGGUGAAGAAGGCCAACAAGGAGACGCCUGCAGCUCUUUUUCGCAAUCUGGGUGGCUGGAACGGGCCAGGCGCGAUUUCGCCACUCGUGUUCACCAACUUUUUGCUGACGCAUGCUCCAGACGUCACCCAAACACAAAUUGGGGCUCUUUGGUGGAGAGCCGACACCAACGGUGAUGGUCAGGUGGAUCUGCAAGAGUUCAAGGACUUCUUCUCCAAGUUUGUUGAGGUGGCGUGA